AUGGUGAAACCAUCAAAUCCAAAACUCAUGGCUCGGGUUCUCGAGGCUGUAACCUACUUGGGCGACGGCAAAGGCUCUGUCACCCGUGAUAUUCUCAAAUUCGUCAAACAAAAGUCCGCAUCUUCUUCCAGAAAUCUUACGAUGCAAGUUCAAAGGGCUUUGAAGCAUGCGGUAACCGCGGGCUUACUCGGCUGCAGAAGUGGUCGAUACAAAAUGCAGCUCGAAUUGAGUAACGUGCCACAUCGACGUCAGCACGAGGAUUCGGAUGAGCACAAAAAUUCUGAAACGAGGGGAGACGAUAUGAGCGACGAACUGCAAAUCGAUGGUACCAAUUUGUCCCGCAAAAUUCAGAGUCGACAAAAACCAAGUCGUAAGAAGCGUCCAGCGCAAAAACCACGGAAGCGCAAUCGAGUUGGAGUUGUAAGGAAAGCAACGAAGCGUCGUGCAGCGACGAUAGAAAAACGAGGUCGCAAAAUGGACAAUCGUACGAGACGUAGAACAAUCAACGGAAACGAUCGAGAAGAAGAUUGGGCUGCGCGAAAACGAAGGAUGAUGUCAAAAGCUAAAUUCUACAUAGACGACGAUGACGAAGAAGAGGACGAAGAAGAGGACAUCCGAGAAAGUAGAAGACUCCCGAAAAUCAAGAGCGUCAAUGAGGACAGAUAUUCGAAUGCGUCUGGUGACAGCAGUGCAGUUGGGAGACACAGAAGUCGGAGAUCCAAACAUCUGGCAAAGGAAAGAAGAAGCCCCCCGAGGAAAGGAAAUGGCGAUACUGAGAGCCAGCGAAAAUCUUCGAGACGUUCAACUUCGAGACGGCGACGCAGUCAGCCGAGACAACGAGAAACUCGGGAACUCCCAGCAGCCGAAGAACCGGUUGAGGAUUGUGGAAGAAUAACGAAUGAGGAGCAAGAAACCGGGGUCGUGGAAAUGGAUGAAGAUCAGGGUGACAUCGAGAGGUCCGGAAUACAACCGGAUAUUCAAGGCAACGAGUGAAUUCUAAGCUGAACGUCAGCCGCACGCAGUAUCGAGAAUUCCAUCAGAGACUUCGAGUUUAUAUUUUUCCGUUUCUAUCUUCGUUAUGUAUUUUAAUAUUCCUUAAACUCAAUCGUCUCGAAUUUGUAAAAAUGUUAAAUUACCAUGUCCACAGUGUUUGUAUCGUGACUUUCAAAUUUUGAAGUUGUUAAGAAUAAUUGUAUCGUCAAAUCCAAUCAGAGUGUAUUUGUGAAAGUGCCCCUGA
This is a messenger RNA of Venturia canescens, 1237 nucleotides long. RefSeq names its product remodeling and spacing factor 1-like. Gene Ontology annotation, cellular component: nucleosome. Bases 1 to 993 code for a protein of 330 amino acids. The transcript has 4 exons. Lineage: Eukaryota; Metazoa; Arthropoda; Insecta; Hymenoptera; Ichneumonidae. Gene Ontology annotation, biological process: nucleosome assembly. Gene Ontology annotation, molecular function: DNA binding. The record is from RefSeq and is a predicted model, not a curated record.